AAAAAAGAAUUGUUUUGGCUACACUGGUUAGCGUCGGCGUGUAAUUGCCGUGGCGGAAAGUGGACAAUUUGCUUCAGCAAAUUGACUCCGUCGCAGAGACAAGAAUGGUGUACUACGGCAGAAUUACCCCGUCGCAUAAAUCAUAUUUUUAUACGACGGCAGAACUUCCCCGUCGAAUAAAUCAUAAUUGUACACUACAGCAAAACUACCCCGUCACAUUUUUUGAUAUCAAUUGCUACCCCAAGUCUCUGCCGUCGGGUUCUAAACUCUAUGUUAGAUUGCAAAAGAGAAUCAAAUCAUAAACAGAAAAAUAGUCGAGCAGUUUUUCUUUGGGUGACGCCUUCUCUGUUGAAUUUCUGCUCUCUACGUGCUUCUUUCUUUCUUUCAUCAGAUCUAUGAUCGAUGAACUAUCUAGCGUUUGGGUACUCGAAUCCAAAAGUCCCAACUACAUCUUCUUUCUCUGUAGUCUCUUGGUCACCCAUUCGUUCAACCCUAGAUCUCGUCGUUUCAAUGAAAUCGUUCACAGUUCGAGGCUCGUCUCUGAGAUGCUUCACGAGCAUUUGUUUCUGGAAACGUUACAGAAACCCAAGGGAGAUCCCAUGGGGUCAGUUUGGUGCCGAUAUUGUUGUGGAGUCUACUGGAGUGUUCACUGACAAGGACAAAGCCACUGCGCACUUGAAGGAGACAGCUUAUGAAACGAGGCAGAAGUCCGUACAAGAAAUGAAAAAUAUGUACUUGAAUAGUUAGUAAUUCAGUUGUUGUUAGACAUGUGGAGAAAGAAAAUAUAUUGGAAUUCUAAUCCAAUUUGAUUUUGUAGUGACUGCAGGUUAUGUGUGUCAAGGAUAGUUUUGGUUGUUUUGGCCGAAUUAACACAAGAUAUGUUUCUAAGGGCCUUCUAAUGCCUAGAUCGUAAUGUUUAUUGGUAUCUUAACUAAGGUGAGCUGUGGUUUUUUAAAUGAAAUUUUGAGGCAUAACUUUUACAUAAUCAUAUACUGCUAGAAGUCCUAGUACUAUGUAACUUAUACAUAGACAUGAAGCUAUUGUUAGGACAACCUUUCUGUUUUGCCUAUAGUUGAUAUCAAGACAACUUAACUUUUUAGCACCUCUCAUUCUUCAUGAACUUGACACGGGGACAUGGUAUCUAGUUUCACCAUACUGAUUACUAUAAUUCUUCUUUGACAGGUGCUUGUGCCUUAUGAAGUUUUUAUUUCAGCUCAGGACCGACAAGGUUAAUAUUGAACUCUAGAUGUUAAACAUAUAUGUUUUUUGGUCUCUUGUAUCUGUUUCAGACUGUAGCCUGCUAUAUAUUUAGAAGCUACACUUUCAGUUUCUUAAGUAAAAGUUGCUUUAAGGUUUGCUAGUAGAUUAUGAUUAUAUGUCUGCAAUAGGACCCCAAAUCAUUAGCUGUAGCUUAUGUUAUAGAUAAUGUUUGUGCAACUAUGUGGUUUAACUGCUAUAUAUGCUAGCUUCCAGUACUGUGAUGUAAAUUAGGUGUUGGUGGAGGUUCUUGAGCUCAUGUUCUUUUAAUUGUGUUUAUAGGAUCUAUCUCAAGCAGAGUAAGUGACUCCUAUGAUAUGGUUAUGAUUUCCAAGAUAAUUUUAAAUCAGUUUGCUUAUUGUGUUAUUAUUCUGUUUUCAGUUUAUCUUUGCAUAUUUCUUUGCUGAAUAAAGGAGUGGACAGAUAUUGUGCAGGUUUAAAUCAUCCAUUAUGUUUCACAGCAUCUUCAAGUUCUUGGGAGGUCCCGGCAAGGCUUAUCUUGAAGUAUAGGGAAAAAAAACUACCUUGUAUUAUCUUGUAAACUCAUGUAUAAGAGCUUCAUUUCCUUUGUGACAUUCAUGAGAAAAAUUAACAUGUAACAUUUCCUUUUCAAUAUGCUUAAUUUCAUUUUGUACA
Messenger RNA from Rosa rugosa (rugosa rose), 1893 nucleotides. RefSeq lists its product as uncharacterized. Bases 403 to 747 code for a protein of 114 amino acids. NCBI's taxonomy places the organism in Eukaryota, Viridiplantae, Streptophyta, Magnoliopsida, Rosales, Rosaceae. The record is from RefSeq and is a predicted model, not a curated record. The transcript is spliced from 4 exons. Gene Ontology annotation, molecular function: oxidoreductase activity, acting on the aldehyde or oxo group of donors, NAD or NADP as acceptor.